Molecule: messenger RNA, 1817 nt
Organism: Anopheles maculipalpis
Lineage: Eukaryota; Metazoa; Arthropoda; Insecta; Diptera; Culicidae
Exons: 5
Coding region: 48-1817 (589 amino acids)
Source: RefSeq, a predicted model, not a curated record
ACUUCGCACCACCUUUCGUCCCAAUCAUUUAUGAGACAGGAUUAUGAAUGUGGACUAAAUCGAUUAACAUCGAGGUGAUAGUUAUUUGCUUACUUUCGAUCAUACCAUGGCCUGGUCCGAGUGUGUUCAAGAUAUCAUGCUCCCGCGAAAGUUCGCGCGUCGUGCGCAAGAUCGUCCAUUCGCGCUGGCUACCGAUACUAGAAAAAUAUCAAGUCAAGCUACCGCUCGAAUGUCCGUUUCAUCCGCUGCGCGACAUCUUCGGCCCACAGCAGAGCGCCAAAAAGCAGCACCGGCCGAGCCAGUGGACGUGCGGUUUCUGUGGCAAAAGCUUCUUCGAGGAGAAGCAUCUCGACAUGCACUUCGAGAACCGGCACCGGACCAACAUCAACACGGCGGAAGAUGCCGUCUGUCUGGCGGACUACUGCGACAUGAUGCGCUGUGAGGUGUUGAUCGCGAAGGACGCGACGCUUGCGUUCGGUAGCGAUCCGAACGCCGUCACGACCGAUAUCGAGGUGUGGAGUGAAGCGACGGCAUACCGGACCGCCCUAACUACAUCGGGACCGCGCGAUCUAGCGAAGGUGCCGGAAAGGAAAUCGUUGCUACCGAAGAUGCUGCAGACAAUUCGGGACGAUGUGUUUCGGAGCCGGCAACCGCAGCAACAGCAGGGCGUGACGUCAAUGCUUCACCAUGCAAAGGGUGCAGACAACUGCGAUAAGAAUGAUGGCACCAAAGCGAAGAGCAGCAGGAAAGGGUCAAAAUCAAGCGGAGAUGGCAGAGAAGCUAAAGAUAGUCCGGUGGAAGACGACGACGAUGAUGAAGACGAUGAGGAUGAGGAUGAAGAUGACGAGGAUGAGGAGGAAGAGGAGUCGGAAAACGAUAGCAAUGCAACGUCUCAGUGUGAGCAGAAUCUGGUCGAUUCCUCACUACCGCCGGUAGAUCGAAAGCAGCAGCGCCUGUCGGAGAUGCAGCGCAUGAAGGCGAACUGCAAUGCGGACGAGAUCGGUCAGCUGAAAACACGCUGCGAGGUGCUGGUGCGUGACUGUAUCGUUGGCCUGCUGGUGCAGCUAUCGAUCGAGGACUUCCGCAACAUGGAGGAGGAACUGAACCGGGCUAUCUGCUGGUAUCUGACCUGCGACCGGUACUGGGAGGAUGGUCCGCUAGAGCAACGGCCAUUCCCUUGGGGUCUUGUCUUCGUGCUCGUAAUGGUGCUUUCGAUGGGCGUAUGCCUGUGUUACUACAUCAUCUGGAUACUGUUCGACAGUGAAGAUUUCAGUCCCGCGGCUAGCAGCCAGCUGACGAGCGCCACAGCACACGGCGGCGGAGGUAGUACCGGUGGCCAUCAUCUGCACCACGGCCGACACUAUCUACAACCGGGUACGGGGGGUUCCGGCAUCUACCGGUUGCAGGACGGUGGACAUUCAGCCGCCAGCCUCAACAAUCUCGGCGCGGGGACGAGCGGUAACGACAUUCAACAUACGCCACAGAUACACGCCUCACCCGGACCCGGUGCUGGUGGAUCGUCCGGUAUGCUCUACACUACGGCCGACGACGGUUACGGCUAUGCGGCAGGUUCCGCUGGCGGCGCCGCUCGUAUGAUUGGACCGGCCGGCAGUGAUGGAGUGUCCUCGGCGGUGGUGGGUGGCGGCGGAUCCGCCAUAGCAGCCGGCGGAGGGAGCGGCGACUUUGGUGAGCUGGGACAGAGCGAACAUUACAUCUACGUGACGUAUCCGCCGGAACUGAAGCGACGGCUGCUGGAAAGGUACGGUAGAGACAUCUAUAUGCAGCUGUUGCGCAAGGAUGUGUACGAUUACUACUAG